GCAACAACAACAAUUUAAUUUAGUAGUUUUGCAUAAUUUCUGUAUUAAAUAAAUUAAAAUCAUUAUGUAUUCGUCUUGGCGUGUAAGUGAACUAAAAGCUGAGCUAACGAAAAGAGGCGCAUCGCUUAGAGGAAGAAAGGCAGAAUUAGUCGAAAGAUUGGAACUUUACGACCGGAACUUUAAUUUUGGAAGUGCAGAGAAUCAGUCCGAUGACGAUGCAAUGGAAGUUCCUGAUGUUAGGACAUAUCGGGACAUAAAUGCGACUUCAUUGUUACCUCAUUUAACCCAAACUCACAUACGACAGUAUUUUUGCUUUGAUGACAAGAAAAUUAAAGAAGCUAAGGCAUUGUAUGAGUCCCGAUACCUUGUUUUGGCAAGAGUGUCAAAUGUGGGGGAAAAUACCUUCAUCAAAGGAUAUUGCAAGAAAACUAUGAAGCAGCUGCAGUAUGAAGUGAAUUUAAAGCUUCACAAAAGUGGAAUACCACAGGAAUCGAACUGUGAGUGCCCGGCGGGAAGUGGGACAGAAGCAAAAUGCAAGCAUGUUGCUGUACUGCUUCAUGGAGUGGAACAUAUGGUGCAUAAUAAAAUAUUACUUUUACACCAAGUCUGCACCCAAAAACUUCAAGACUUUCACAUGCCCAAAACACGUUUUACUUCUUCUCCCAUAGCAGCUCACCAAUUACCUAGAAAUAAGGCAAAAAAAAGAUUUUGUCCUUUCCCCAUACAAAAAGUAGAUUAUAUCUGA
Messenger RNA from Aricia agestis (brown argus), 745 nucleotides. RefSeq lists its product as uncharacterized. The record is from RefSeq and is a predicted model, not a curated record. The transcript has 4 exons. Lineage: Eukaryota; Metazoa; Arthropoda; Insecta; Lepidoptera; Lycaenidae. The coding region runs from base 65 to 745 and encodes 226 amino acids. Gene Ontology annotation, molecular function: zinc ion binding.